AUGGCCGUGUCGUCGCCGCCGGCCAUCCCGGCGGCGGGCGGCGGCGCGGCGGGCGGCUGCGGCGCGGGGGGCUUGUUCCGGGCCGAGCCGCUGUACGCCGCCAGCCCGGCCGAGUCGCCGCGCCUGGCCGGCAGCCUGGGGCCGGGCUUCGCGGGCGGCGGCGGCGGGCCGGCGGGCGGCGGGGGCAACGAGUGCAAGAUGGUGGAUUUGCACGGGGUGAAGGUGGCCUCGUUCCUGGUGGAGGGCCAGGAGCUGAUCUGCCUGCCGCAGGUCUUCGACCUCUUCCUCAAGCACCUGGUCGGCGGGCUGCACACCGUCUACACCAAGCUCAAGCGCCUCGACAUCGCGCCCGUCGUCUGCACGGUGGAGCAGGUGCGCAUCCUGCGCGGCCUGGGCGCCAUCCAGCCCGGCGUCAACCGCUGCAAGCUCAUCACCAGGAAGGACUUCGAAACUUUGUACAACGACUGCACCAACGCCAGUUCACGACCGGGGAGACCCCCCAAGCGCUCUCUGGGAGUUGCGAUACAAGAGAACACGCGCCUUCUGCCCCAUGGAGUGCCCGGCCUCUUAUCACCAGGACUUAUCUCCCCAACAGAUAUAAGAACUUUGUUUUUCCCUGAUGAAACCCACAAAAAGUUUGCAGAGCUCAAGACUCUUCAAAUACAAGGUCUAACAGCGGCUGCCAUGGCUGAAGCGAUGAAGUUGCAGAAGAUGAAGCUGAUGGCCAUGAACAGCCUCCAUGGAAGCGGGAGCCAGAAUGGGACCGAAUCCGAGAAUGAAGAGCUGAAUUCCAACGCAGGUGGAAGUGAAUCCUCAUGGGAUAAAGAGAAACUCCAGUCUCCCAUCACCACGGGAUCCCACCACGGAGUUAGUCAUGCAACGCUGUCGGGGCAGCCCAGUCUGGGAAGUGCUCAUCCUCUCAGCCCUCUGCAGCAGAACCAUCUGCUUACUAACAGAAUAGAUCUACCCUUCAUGAUGAUGCCUCAUCCCCUUCUUCCGGUCGGCCUACCUCCUGCUUCCGUCGCCAUGGCUAUGAAUCAAAUGAACCAUCUCAACACUAUAGCGAACAUGGCAGCUGCUGCUCAGAUGCACAGCCCCCUUUCAAGAGGUGGAGCCUCUGUCAUAAAGGAGAGAAUUCAGGACAGCCCUUCGCCUGCCCCAUCUGUGGAAGAGAGUCAAAGACCUGGGAGUCAUGCCUCUUCACAUCAAAGCAGUAGUGUUUCCAGUUCUCCGUCCCAACUUGACAACACACCCGAUAGAAUUGCUAUGCUGUCGAAUACUAGAGAAGGCGAAUCUGUGGAUCAAGAGUCUGGUCCCAACCCAAGAAAACUCUCCAAGGAAAAAGAAGAGGUCCAGAUUGCUAUCCCAAUCAUGAAACCAACCUUGGAAAAAGUUCAACUGGCUGGACAAGCUUUGCCGCCGGGCUUCCCCGCACCUUUUCUCUUUGCUGAUGGGUUGUCGUCAGUAGAAACUCUGUUAACCAAUAUACAGGGGUUGCUGAAAGUUGCUGUAGAUAAUGCCCGAGUACAGGAAAAACAGAUCCAGCAGGAAAAGAAAGAGUUAAAGAUGGAGCUGUGCCGGGAAAGAGAAUUGAGAGAGAGCCUGGAGAGGCAACUGACAGCUGAGCUGCAAAGCAGAGCAACAAUUCAAAAGCGCUUGAAGAAAGAAAAGAAAGCCAAGAGGAAAUUGCAGGAAGCCCUUGAGUUUGAAUCGAAGAGGAGAGAACAAGUGGAACAGGCACUUAAGCAGGCUACAUCGGGUGACGGUCUCAGGAUGUUAAAUGACGCUGGAAUCCCAGAUAUGGAAGUAGAACACAAUGGAACUCAACAUGACAGUGCAGCAAUGCAAGAAAACAGAACAUACAUCAAACCUACCAUUAUGUACUGAAGACACUUAUUAUGAAUGGGGGGGAAAUAUAUAUAUAUAUAAAUAUAUAUAUAAAAUGAUCACUAUUCGAAGACUAUAUAAUUCAUGGAAGAAGUCCCUUCUAGCCUUUGAUGCCUUCAGUGCUGUGUGAAGAACAGGAUUGGUAGCAUUGAAAACAUGGACUAUAUCAAGCAAUUUGCUGUUCCUGUCUCGAAAACUGCCGAAAUUUCAGAAUGCCAAGGCUUCUUGCAAGCUUUGCCGAACCGAACCAAACCAAACCCUGUUGCAACAGAUCAUUUUAGGUCCCAGAGGAUAGAGAGAGAGGGAGUGAGAGAAAGUAAAGUUUUAGUAUUUUUAAGCACAUACAGGAAUGGUUUCCCCAAAAGAACAACUAACUUUUUUGUUUCUUUGGUCAAGGAAUUAGCUAUGAUGCAAUAGCUAUGGCACAAUGAACAUUAAGGUUCUCACUGGCUUGUUCAUACAACAUGUCCAGUUUUAUCACUGAAACUGUCCAACGUGGGGCUGUUUCAAUUGUGUUUAUAAAUUUAAGCUUUGUUUACUGAAGCUGAAACUCAAUAUAUAUUACGUUUUGGAGAGAACAGUGUGUACAUUUUUUAACAUGAUGAUGUAAAAAAAAAUGUCCUUUCCGUAAGUGACCAAUUCGAGAGUGUGAACGAAACCCCCCCUCCAAUUAGCUGAUGUAAGAAGGGGAUUAUCAAUAGAUGCUUUUUUAAAAACAAAAUUCUCAGUUCCGCUUGGCUUUUUUGGUCUUUUAAAUGAGACGGAAAAGAGUGAAUAUACGGUAGAAUGUUAGAUAAUGGAAACUUUAAAGUAUAGUUUCUCUGUUGUACCAUAUUAAGUUAAAAGUACACAUUCUUUGUUAAAAUGUUCUUGCUAAAAA
Eublepharis macularius is the source of this 2767-nucleotide messenger RNA. RefSeq names its product dachshund family transcription factor 2 (gene DACH2). NCBI's taxonomy places the organism in Eukaryota, Metazoa, Chordata, Lepidosauria, Squamata, Eublepharidae. The coding region runs from base 1 to 1887 and encodes 628 amino acids. The transcript is spliced from 13 exons. The record is from RefSeq and is a predicted model, not a curated record.